Molecule: messenger RNA, 684 nt
Organism: Rotaria sp. Silwood2
Lineage: Eukaryota; Metazoa; Rotifera; Eurotatoria; Philodinida; Philodinidae
Source: the annotation of a GenBank genome assembly
AUGUCAGAUCCUGAUGGAGAUCCAGUUGGAUGUCGUUGGGGUACAAAUGCGGUUGAGUGUGGGAGCGUUUGUGCUAAGAAGGGAGAACUUCAAACGUUUCCUUGUGAACUCAAUUAUACAGCUGGUGCCAGAGAAGGUUAUGAUGCAAUUGCUGUAAUUAUCGAGGACUUGGAUGAAACUAAUUCACCAAUGUCCUAUGUUGGCCUUCAGUUUCUCAUCCAAGUUGUCAGGGAUUCGGCUGAAUGUGGCAUUAUUCCGGUCUACAUCGGAGAUAGAAGUCCAGAUGAAUGUGUGGCUCUCCAUUCGAAUGAACAUGUCCGAGAACGGGUUGUGUUUCAAGUUGGAUGCAGUGGAAUGACGAUUACUAAUGUGUUUGCAGAUAAUCAACUACCUGGUCUUACGAAAGAUCCUGUUAUACGUGAUCCACAAAAUCCUUACCAAUUCAUUACCUAUCUCAAUUGGACGGCCUCUGUGAGUGGAGUUCAUCUUCUUUGCUUGACGGCCAUCGAUUCAGUCAAUCAAUCGAGUAUUCCAGCUUGUUGGUCCUAUCAAAUAGGCACGCAAGGACCUGAAUUUCUAGUUGAUACCAAGAAUCCACCGAUUGGACAACAAAUUAUCAGCUCUCGACAGGAUGAUGUACUGAACUCUCCUCUUUCAGUGGAUGUCUGUCGUUUUAGGACAUGA